This is a messenger RNA of Metarhizium robertsii ARSEF 23, 1053 nucleotides long. RefSeq names its product peroxisomal membrane anchor domain-containing protein, variant 2. NCBI's taxonomy places the organism in Eukaryota, Fungi, Ascomycota, Sordariomycetes, Hypocreales, Clavicipitaceae. The transcript has 2 exons. Gene Ontology annotation, molecular function: signaling receptor binding. Gene Ontology annotation, biological process: protein import into peroxisome matrix, docking. The coding region runs from base 1 to 1053 and encodes 350 amino acids. The record is from RefSeq and is a predicted model, not a curated record. Gene Ontology annotation, cellular component: peroxisomal membrane; peroxisomal importomer complex.
AUGGGCGACUCUGACCAGAACAAGAAGCCUGUUGCCGCUGUCCCGGCAUGGCAGCGAGAAGCCUCGGCCGAGAACGCCAUCGAGCCGGAACCACCAGCCCAGCAGACUGAUUACCAUCAGCAGCUUCAAAUUGCGCGCAGAUUCCUCGACGAAGACCCAGUAAAAUCAGCGUCGCCGGCGAAGAAGGCCGAAUUCCUCAGGUCCAAAGGCAUCAGCGAAGGCGACGUUGAGAAGCUACUAGGGCACUCAGACAUGGACUCAGAAUCAUCAUCACAAAACGACACGCCCGAAUCAGGUAGCACACAAACCACGUCUGUCUUGCACAACUCGGCAACGCUCAGCGCUGCCAGCGACCGCCCUCCCAUCGUCACAUACCCAGAGUUCCUCGUCAAGCCAGAACGGCCGCCGCCGCUCGUUACUAAGAAUGGCAUCUUCAACACUUUGUAUGCUUUUGCUGGCCUAUCAACCGUACUAUACGCAACCAGCAAGUACCUCAUUGCCCCCAUGGUUGAGAACUUGACUGAUGCACGAACGGAACUGCACGACGUAACAUAUAAGAGACUCGACAACUUGGUUGCCCAGCUCGAAAAGACCGUGUCCGUGGUCCCAUCUACUACUUCCAAGCCCACAUCAUCCGAAGAUAGUGACGGCAGCGACGCCGAAGACCCUACAGAAAUGUUUCAUCGCGACAUCGGGACGCAAACCUCAUUAAUAGACCAGAAUGCUACGCCCGCUCCCAAGGAAUCUGAGCCCACAUCUAAGCGCCAUGCCGAUACAUUGACCUCUCUAACAAAAUCCCUUUCCAUUCUCAAAGAUCAAUACCGGGCUCAAAGCGAGGGGUUUGAGGAUGUCAAGACCUUGUUAGAUCUCCUCCGGGAUGAUCUUGAUGGUAUGACGUACGGCGGAUAUACUGAGUUUGUCGGCGGUUAUGAUAUAUAUGGGUCCGCAAAAAGGAACGAACCAGAAGAUGAAAUUCGCAAAGUGAGGGAUAACAUUAGGCGCGUCAAGGGUGUGCUUCUGAGCACCAGGAACUUUCCUGCUUCAACAAGAUAA